Xenia sp. Carnegie-2017 is the source of this 3544-nucleotide messenger RNA. RefSeq names its product probable ATP-dependent RNA helicase DHX34. Bases 1 to 3480 code for a protein of 1159 amino acids. Gene Ontology annotation, biological process: nuclear-transcribed mRNA catabolic process, nonsense-mediated decay. Gene Ontology annotation, molecular function: RNA binding; ATP binding. Gene Ontology annotation, cellular component: intracellular anatomical structure. Lineage: Eukaryota; Metazoa; Cnidaria; Anthozoa; Malacalcyonacea; Xeniidae. The transcript is spliced from 17 exons. The record is from RefSeq and is a predicted model, not a curated record.
AUGGCGGAUUUUAUUGAUUUCGAUUGGAAAGCUUGUCGUGAGAUUUUAGAUGAUGUUUUCUUUACGGAAAAUGACGCCAUAAAAAAGAAUAGCAAGCAGUAUAAAGAUUUUUGGUUGUUUCUCGAGAGAUAUCAAAAAUAUCAAAGAAGAAAGAGGCAAAGCAAUGUGGACACCACCAACUCUCAAUGUUCUAGUGAAAGACAUGGCACAAAAAGGAAAGUGUCUUCAUUCCUUGAGUUACCCGAAACCUUCGAUAAAAGAUAUAAAUUCAACAUUUCUCUGGCUGGAAAAGAUGUCAGGUCACUGAAGAAACUAUUGCGUGGCAAAGUUGAUUAUCGUGGCAAUCAAAGAGACGAAUCAGAUUCGUUAACCGUUAAUGAUUUAGUGGAAUUCAAAUCCGUAAUUCUUUACUAUCUUGACUUCUGUCAAAAGCAAAAGUUUGCAAAACUUCAAAAGCUGAAGUCGGAUCAGGAGAACCUGCCCAUAAGUCAGUUUCGAGAUGCCAUUGUGAAGCAUGUGAAAGAGCAGCAAGUUGUUAUCGUUGCUGGUGAUACCGGCUGCGGAAAGUCAACACAAAUACCCCAGUACCUACUAGCUGCUGGCUUUUCGCAGAUUGCUUGCACACAGCCACGUCGUAUAGCGUGUAUAUCGCUUGCGAAACGCGUGAGUUACGAGACUUUGAAUGAAUAUGGCUCAGAGGUUGCUUAUCAGAUUAGAUUUGAAACAAGUAAAACAAGGCGAACGAAGAUUCUUUUUCUUACCGAAGGUUUGUUAUUACGUCAGUUAUCGUCGGAUCCAUCGUUAUCUCAGUACAAUAUCAUCGUGAUGGACGAAGUUCACGAGCGCCAUAUUCACGGGGACUUUUUACUCGGGGUUCUUAAGGGAUUGGUGAGAGCAAGAAGUGAUUUAAAAUUGAUCCUUAUGUCAGCGACCAUCAACAUCGAGUUGUUUGCCACCUACUUCUCCGGUGCGCCUGUCAUACAGGUUCCUGGUCGUCUAUUUCCCAUUGAAGUACGUUAUAAGCCACCGUCGAUAGACAUAGCAACUGUGCAAUCACGUGGAUCUGAACGACUUGAUCCCAGACCUUAUCUGCAAAUUCUUCAGACUAUCGACACCAAGUAUUCUGCCGACGAGAGAGGAGAUUUAUUGAUCUUCCUCAGUGGUAUGGCCGAAAUUUCUGCCGUACUGGACGCCGCUGAAGAAUAUGCACAGCAGACUCAGAAAUGGAUCGUGCUUCCAUUACAUAGCGCUCUGUCUAUAGAGGAACAGGAUAAGGUUUUUGAUGUACCACCAGAAGGAGUUAGAAAAUGCAUCGUAUCUACGAAUAUUGCAGAAACAUCCGUGACCAUAGAUGGAGUGCGUUUUAUCGUUGAUUCUGGAAAGGUAAAAGAAAUGAGUUAUGAUUCUAUAACUAAAAUUCGGAAACUCGAGGAGUUUUGGAUCAGUCAAGCAAGUGCUGAGCAAAGAAAGGGCCGAGCUGGUCGUACUGGACCGGGUGUUUGUUUUCGUUUGUAUGCAGAAAGUGAUUACGAGGAAUUUGCCCAGUAUUCAACUCCCGAGAUCCAUCGUGCUCCCCUCGACAGUAUCAUUUUGCAGAUGAUAUCCCUUGGUAUCCCCGAUGUACGUAACUUUCCUUUCAUUGAACCUCCGCCCAAAUCCUCCAUUGAGAACUCGGUGUAUGUGCUGAGGCAACAGGGAGCGCUGGAUAGCAACGAGGAAAUAACUCCGACCGGUCAAAUGCUGGCACAAUUGCCGGUUGACGUCGUGAUCGGUAAAAUGCUGAUUAUGGGUUCCGUAUUUCAUAUGGUCGACCCAGUCCUAACAAUCGCCGCUGCAAUGAGCGUCCAGUCUCCUUUCACGCGCCGUUUCACCAACGACCCGGAUGUGAUGAGUUCAAGGCAACUGCUGGAAUCGGAGCACGGGGAUCCGUUCACAUUAUUGAACGCGUUUGACGAAUGGUUGCAUGCCAAAAGUAAAGGUUCGUCGAGCCGGAAGUGGUGUCGAAGACGCGGUCUUGAAGAACAGCGGUUUUACGAAAUGGUCAAAUUGAAAGAACAAUUCGAAAUGCUGUUACACGAUCAUGGCUUAUUGAAGGAAAAGACGCAAAAUUCCCGUGAAAGGAAACGAGAAAAUCGCGACAAACUACGAAAAUUGAAGAAAGAACACGGCAGGGGUCCACGACGACCUCAACUCUUGAAACUGGGACAACAAGGGAUAGACAAUGAUAACGAUGAGGACAAAGGAAUGGAAACGGAUGUACGGGAUUUGGAAUUCAAACUGAUUCACGACAUGGACAAGCUUCAACGCAAUUCUAUACUACGGCGAUCUUUUACGUUGAAGGAUAUAAACUUGCUUAAAAUUAUCUUGUGCUGCGGUCUGUAUCCACAAAUGGCUAUCCCUGACGAACACAACGCGUCCAAAAAUGUAUCUGAACAUGUUUUUCAUACAGUAAACAAACAGUAUUUAAUGCUUCAUCCGACUUGUGUUUUCGUGAGUCAACCUGAUUUGUUGACUGCUAUACAUGUCAAGCCGAGCGCGUCCGUUGUUAGAUCCGAGAAAAUGGUGAAGGAUUCACGACAUUUUCACGACGACAUCCGAAAUGAUCACGAGUUAAUGUCGUACGUCAGUCUCUUGGAGACGCGAAAACCGUACGUCAUGACUGUAAUGCGAGUACCCGGUUUGCAAACGUUAUUGUUGUUUGGACGUGGUAUCGAUUCUAAUGUUGAUUGUACCCGGCUAGUCAUUGACGAUUGGAUUGAACUCGGUAUACCCGAUUCUGAGCAUGCUCAGAAAAUUAUCUCUUCCGUGAUACACUUACGGAGCACGUGGGAUGCGUUGUUGAAAUGCAAGAUUGAGGAAUCCCGUCGGGAGACUGGUAACGAUACCGAGUAUCUUGAGUAUAUACUUUCGACGAAACUUUCCGAAUUUCUUGACUGUAAUGUUAGCUACUCUAUGAAACGUCUACAUCUGACUGAUGUGGGAAACCUUUAUAUAGGUAACCUUGGUCACCACUAUAAUGUCACUGGCAAAUUGGAAGACGAUGAAAUAACCCGUUCCCAUCACUCGGAUGUUCGGCUCGGCGCUCUUGCCCCAUUUCUCGGUGACAGGAAAGCCGUAGUAGAGGCUCAUCCUCGAAAGGGAGGAGUCAAAGUGAAUGAUUUCUUUACGUAUAACGAUCUGAGAGAUGAAAUUGAGGCCCAGGUAGCCUCGCAGGCAGCGCAGUAUAUUCAGAGGCAUUGGACGUGCGAAAAGUGCGGGACCAAAAUGGUGGUCACGGUACUCGAGAGGAUAGAACACGAGAAACAUUGCUUACAAGAGACAGGCGUUGAAAAAAAACCUUUUAAGAAAGACGAGUCUGAAGGAGAUGCCGAGGACAGCGAUUUAAACCGAUUGAGAAAAUUGUUCUUUUGUCCCGAUUGUAAUAAAGAGUUCAAGUUUACUGUAACCGAAAUACUUCGUCACAAGAGAAGUCACAAAUAAAAUCUUUUUUCUUUACGACUGUAAAGUUUGCGCCUACAGACAAUAAACAUUUAGACAAAAUUCA